This is a messenger RNA of Clupea harengus (Atlantic herring), 3321 nucleotides long. It is a transcript of the gene cd180, whose product is annotated as CD180 molecule. Gene Ontology annotation, cellular component: lipopolysaccharide receptor complex; plasma membrane. The record is from RefSeq and is a predicted model, not a curated record. NCBI's taxonomy places the organism in Eukaryota, Metazoa, Chordata, Actinopteri, Clupeiformes, Clupeidae. Gene Ontology annotation, biological process: inflammatory response; MyD88-dependent toll-like receptor signaling pathway; toll-like receptor 4 signaling pathway. Gene Ontology annotation, molecular function: lipopolysaccharide immune receptor activity; protein binding; lipopolysaccharide binding.
AUUCUUUCCCUUCAGUUGGCGUUGCAAGAAGCGCUGAGGAUUGAAGACAUUCAAGAAUUACUUUGCUUGAAACGUACCCGAUAAUGAGUGGGCCUAUUAGAAAAGAUUUAAUCGCCUUAUCACAUCAGUGCAUAUGAACAGUGUUCUGUUUACAAUCUGUAAAUUACACACAUACAAAAACAGAGAGGCAUACACACACACACACAAACGCACACACACACAAAGCUGUUCUUUGUGGUACAAUUUAUCGGAGAACAAAGGCAGAGGGAAUGCUUUGUUUCUGUUGAAUCCUUGUUCAGCUGUUUCAUGUGAUGUCCAAGUGGACGUCCACACGCCGCUUUCACUACAGCACACUAGAAUAAUGAAUAAAUAGAUUACACGGGCAAGGACAUACAUGUCAUAUGAAGAGCUUUGCUGGCGCAAUGGAUUUUGAUAUAAAAACGCCACUAAAUCCAUUGGUGCUAUGUACUGUUAAUACACAAAGGCAUUAAAUCCCGCCUUGUAUCAUGCUCUGUGUAUUAACAUUAGGAUUUGAAUAUGUAAUCUCCCAGUCACCAUUGACCAAACCAAAGGGGCUGCUCAAUAAGCUGUUCUGAUCUCACAACCAUUCAUUUCUAGUCCAUUUUUUUUUAUCUAGAGCACGGCCUAAGUCAUUCUUUGUCUCCGAACUGGCUAAAGAGGUUGAGUCAUGGCUAGCCAUCUGUAGCAGAAUGUUGCAGUGACUGAAGAUAUAGCAUGGUAAGGUGUAAGAGUGCCCCCAGAAGGCCAAAUAGGUCAUUACAAGACAAAGAUGUGAUUCUGAUUAACACAUGCUGCAUUCUUCAUGGAUAAACAUUUGAGGCCCAUUGUGUAGUUUUUAAAUAGUGAUUUAUCAUAAUAUCAUUUAAUAUUAUACCACAUCACAUCAGGUGUUCUUUUUUUUUUUUUUAGAAAGGUGGAUAGAACUGAGUGGUUCAGUGAUUAUUGAUGACAUUUCUGAUUUCUCCCAUAGCAGUAUGUAUCUGUUGAGCUUAACCAUCGAAAGCCCACGUCAGAGCUGGAACACUCUGUGACUGAAACAGGAACAGAUACCAUCUGUUCAUGUAAACAAAUGCCCAUCUUCCGAGAUAUCAUCAAAUGGCAUUUGUCUCAUGUUUCCUCUUUUUGAAGUGCAAGCCAAACGACGUUUACACUUUUGGUUGCAUUUUGUUUGUGUGAUUUGAAGUCUCUACAUCUACCAGUUUCCACAGAAUGGAGAGACAAAACCUCUUGUGUGUGCUAAUGUCUCUACAAUUGGUGAUGGCCUGUGGAACAAUCCCUCCUGCAAAGAAUAAGUGUCAACAGAUUGUUGAUGGCUAUGACUGCAGUGACCUAAACUUGGAGAGUGUCCCAGAUGCCGUCCCCAACACAACUCGGAACCUGGACUUCAGCUUCAAUCCCCUGACAAGCAUUUACAAGGGCAUUUUUACCAGGCUGAGCGAGCUUCUAUCACUGGACUUGACAAGAUGCAGUAUUGAUUUCAUGUAUGAGGACGUCUUUGCGACUCAGGCCAAGCUGCAAACGCUGAUCCUGACUGGGAACCCUCUCAUAUUCAUCUCAGGGAGAGCCUUCUGCGGCCUGAAGUCUCUAGUGCAGCUCAUCAUGCCCCAGACAGAGGUGAAGGACCUGGAGCACAUCCCCAGCUCUGAUCUCCAGCUGGAGACGCUGGACGUCUCGAGCAGUGGCCUCCAAACACUGGACGGUCUAACUGCCUUUAAUCUGAACAGGAUGAAGACACUCAAUCUGGCCAGGAACCACAUCCCCAGCAUAUGCGCGUCCGACCUGGUAGCGUUCAGGGACACCCCCGGGGACAUUGAUGUCAGCUUUCAAAGCAAUGACAUCCUCAGGGUGGAGCCUGGAGCUUUCAGGUCUCUGCGCUUCGGGGGCCUGGACUUCAGUGACUGUUUUACGAGAGCUGAUGUCUCGGUGGUGCUGAGGGGCCUGGAAGGAGUGGCGACGGAGAAGCUCAAACUGGGUGCCUUCAACGACGGACCUCACAGGUACAUCAAAACAGAGAGCCUCCACUCUCUGUGUAACAUGACUGUGACCCAUUUGAACCUUCAAAUGCAGCGAUGGGAAGAUGUAUCGAACGCCACAUUCGAGUGCAUGGGAGGGCUUAAGGUUCUAGAAAUGACGGAGAUGCACAUGCAUAGUCUACCAGACAACAUCACAACUAUGGGCAAGCUGUCACAACUGACCCUGGACCGGAAUGACUUUGAGAACAUGUGCGACAUCAACGCACACAACUUCCCCUCACUAACGUCUCUGUCUAUGCGAGGCAUGUGGGGGCGCCUAGUCUUUCAGGGCAACUGUCUGCGGAGUUUGUCACACCUGGAAUAUCUUGACCUUAGCCACAGUGGUGUGUAUGUAGAAGGGUUGUGUUGCGAGCAGCAGCUUCAGGGUCUGGGGCAGCUACGUUUCCUGAACCUGAGCUACAACUUCGCCAUGCGGUGGGACGCUUUGCCUUUCACCGCCACACCCCAGCUCAGGCACUUGGACUGCAGCAACGUUAAUGUUAAUCUGAGCGGCAGUGCUCCUUUUCGUAACUUGGCGCUGCUUGAAACUCUGAACCUCUCCAGGACGUCAGUCAGUGUAACGCACUCCCAUCUGCUAGAAGGUCUGAAAAGCCUCGUUCAUCUCAAUCUAAGAGGGAAUCCGGUCUCUGGAGGAUUGGUGUCGGACCCAGACACAUUCAAGCCUGUUCCACUCCUGGAAAGCCUAGUUUUGGCAGAGUGUGAACUCACAGCUAUUGAGGGGAACCUCUUUCAUGCCCUGACAAAGCUUACCUAUGCAGACCUCAGUGCUAACUACCUGACUAAGCUCUGUGCUUCACCUUCCUUCUCACUAACAGUUAUUCGUCUUAACUUUGCACAUAACAGAAUCGAGCUGGUGGACAUUGAUUCGGUCGAGGGUCUUGGUCCAAAGAGUUCAGUCGACCUCAGCUUCAACCCUCUGGCCUGCAACUGCUCCAACAUUAAGUUUAUUGACUGGGUGAAGGCCAAUGUUGAUAAACUGAUGCAUUUUGAGGACACUCUGUGCAAUGCCUCAAACAGACGUGUACAAUUCUCAGAAGUCAAUUUGCGCUGUAACAUUUUUGCGGGGUUGACAGCAUUUGGGGUAAUGAUGCUGAUUAUUUUUGUGGCGACUGCUGUUGUUGUAAUAGCGAAAAAAAGAAAGUAUGGACGUUACAGAGAGUUAUGAAAAGUACGGAAUUCAGCAUUAUCCCAAUAGUUGAUCGAUGUGUUUGUUAAAAUCACUGCAAUUUAGUAAACUUUAACUGUGUUUGACAGACUUUAAAUGUAU